Molecule: messenger RNA, 978 nt
Organism: Chiloscyllium plagiosum (whitespotted bambooshark)
Lineage: Eukaryota; Metazoa; Chordata; Chondrichthyes; Orectolobiformes; Hemiscylliidae
Source: RefSeq, a predicted model, not a curated record
AUGAAAUGCGAUGAAAAUGAUUCCAGUGGCAGGAGGGACUCCCUGAUCUUUGCAGAAAGAUUUUCAAAGGCAGCGGAUACGGAUCUUCUACUGUCGACGCUGCAGGCCGAGGGAGCGAAGGUCGAGGAAGAGUCCGAGGAGCUGGCGGAGAGAUUCCUCGAAGGCCGCUUUGCCCUGGAGGUAUUCCUGGAGCAGUACAACGAGCAGCGGAAACUGGCGCACCUUCGCCGGGUGCGGAUCGAGAAGCUGCAGGAGAUCUUGAGUCAGCCCGGCCCAGCGCCCGCCCAGCCCGCCGCCCAGCCCAGCCCCAACCUGCCCCAGCGGCCGCCCCCGCCUGUCCCCUGCCCCACGGCCGCCCCGCCCCUGCCCUACGACCCCAACCCGGGCGCGGCUGGCGUCCCCCGCCAGGGGGCGCCCGCUUACCCCCCCGCCUCCACCGCUCCACCUCAAUUCUACCCCCGGCCCAUUCAGCCUCCGCGCCCCCCCUACCCCGUGCAGGGGCAGUUUGCGGCGAGCCAGCCCCCUUACCCCCUCUACCCCAUGCCCACUUACGUCUACGGCCCUUCAGGGCCUCCCCAAGUCCCACCCAGACCUGGGUACAAGACCCCCCAGCCUCCAUACCACAUGCCCCAGCCUUACUGAGCACUGGGAGGCUGGGCGUGUGUGAGAGUGUGUAAAUAUUAUACAGACUACAGUAUUUAUUUGGACUGUGUUGUAUCUCUGGGUAACGCCAUGCCAUUUGUACCGUGACUCACUUGACACCAAGGCCAGGCUGCGUCCCUCUGCCAGAGUGGCGUGCGGUUUGGCCUUUGACCCCCACCCCACUCACUGUCACCAGGCCACCUUGCUGUCCCUGGCUGCUGCAGGGGUGUGGUGCGUGCCCCCUGGGCUCCAAGUCUGAAGGUCUUGAUUACGACCCAACAAGGUUUGGGCCUGGAUUCCCACGCUGAGGGAGCAGGCACUGUCGGAGGGUCAGUG